CCAGUGCAAUACUCUUUCUUAGUUUCUUUUUGCACCCCGUCUCUCUUUCCUUUUAUUUUGAGCAGGCUGUUCUCUGACGUUUCACGACCAACGCCGAGUGUGAAGAAACACACCCGUCGAUGAACUAGUCGGGAAGAGAGAGAGGUAGAGAAAAGGCAGGGGAAGAGUUAAAGACACGGUAGCAGCGCGUAGACCUGAACUGGGGGGGGGAGGUGGUCAGUCUCUGUUUCGCUCAAACCUACAAACGGCUCAGAAUUCAGGGAAAAAAAGAAUGCAAACUGAUCGCCCCUUGCCAGACUGCAGAAUCAGGAAAGUUUGUGCUGUUUUCUGCAAACCAGAACAUGCAUCUUUAAGAAGCAACUGAAGGCAUCCUUACUUAUCCAUUUAUUUAUUGUCUUCCCAAAAUCUGCUGGGCUCGGGACUGAGUGUUGGGAAACUCCCCUUCAACAAGCUGGCGGCAAGCUCGAAGGAAAACCCAGCGGCAGAACAACAUUGAACUUUCUCCCAAUGCGGAGGAUUCAUCCGAAUGGGAGACUCUCUCUGGUGAAUUAAGUGGAAAGAGGAUUAAUAAAGUAGAUCUUUGAAUCCUGGCUUUGCGGAUCUUGCCACACGAGAUUUGGUGAUUGUGGUGUUUUGCUGCAGUACUUCAGGCCAACAGAUCGUGGUGUGGACAGGACUGUUUUUGAACCUUCAGCUGGUGAGAGGACUAAUGUAUGACCUCAGUUAACCAUCAGUGGUUUCAGACGUGAUCCUCUCCAAGUGCCUUCAAUACGUUAAUACUUCAUCCAAGCUGAAGCAUCAUUAUGUUGAUGAAAGAGUACAGGAUCUGCAUGCCUCUCACUGUGGAAGAGUACAGAAUAGGACAACUGUACACCAUCAGCAAACACAGUCACGAGCAGAGCGAUAAAGGCGAGGGGGUGGAGGUGGUAAAGAACGAACCCCACGAGGACCCUGUACACGGAAAAGGACAGUUCACGGAAAAGAGGGUCCACUUGUCCAGCAAACUCCCAGGCUGGGCAAGGGCUGUGGUACCCCGAAUAUUUUACAUCACAGAAAAGGCAUGGAACUACUAUCCUUAUACCAUCACAGAAUACACUUGUUCCUUUUUGCCGAAAUUCUCCAUUUACAUUGAGACAAAAUAUGAAGACAACAACGGCUGCAAUGAUCAUAUUUUCGACUCAGACAAAAACCACACGGAUCACGAGGUGUGUUUCCUGGACAUCGCUUAUGACGAGAUUCCGGACCGUUACUACAAGAGUUCAGAGGACCUCCGAUAUUUUGCGUCGGUGAAGACUGGACGGGGUCCGCUGAAGGAGGGUUGGAGGGAUGACCCCUCACCCGUCAUGUGCUCAUACAAACAAGUGACAGUCAAGUUCGAAGUCUGGGGUUUGCAGACAAGAGUGGAGCAGUUUGUUCAGAAGGUUAUCAGGGAUAUCUUAUUAAUAGGCCAUCGGCAAGCCUUCGCCUGGGUUGAUGAAUGGUGUGAUAUGACAAUGGACGAGGUUCGGCAAUAUGAGAAGCAAACGCAGGAAGCGACAAACAAGAAGAUCGGAAUUAUGGCCCCCACUAUCUCCGUCAGUGAAGCUGCCCAGCCUCCAGCUACCCGCAGUGCCCCUGCCAGUGCGCCGUCCACACCGCUCAGCGGAGACCCGCCCGAUUUCCUCACUGUGCCAAAGGACAGACCGCGGAAGAAGUCUGCCCCAGAAAUGCUGACACUGCCAGAGCUCAGAGAGCGUUCAUCCAAUAAGUAAUGCCACCUCCAUGCCAACCUGGAGGUUCCGUUCCUGUGAAUUUCCAGUUAUUGAAUUCAUCUAACGCUACUUAACUGAGAAAACUAAAAAAAAGCCAUCUGUUAAGGGGUUCUCUAAAGCUUUAGCCUGUAAAGAUGUUGGGCAGUGAUCUUUACAACAGCAAGCCUGCAUUAAUACUGACUGGCCAUUAAGAUUUGCAUUCUGAAUUUGAGAUAAGGAUUUCAGAUGAGGCUAUGUUCUUUAACAGUAUUUUACUACACUCUCUUUAUCAUUCCUUGUUAGGACUCUUAGGCAGACUCAGGACUUAGUGUUAGCAUGAUUGAUAGUGUACGCUGUCACAUAAAUGCAUUUCAGUUUAUAAUCUAGCCAUCAAUGUUAGAAAGGAGAAAGAUGGAGUGAACCAACAUCUUGCUGCUCUAAAGUGAUUCACUCACGGUGCAAACUUACUCCUUGUCUGUAAGCAUUAAGGAAAGCAGAAUUACGUUUCUCUUGCUAAAAGAAUGAUACAUCAUGCCACACACCCAAUGAAUCAAAGUCACAAGUUAGCUACAGCAUGAUAUUCCGAGUUGGUUAUUAAACAUCUGAUUUUAUUGUUACUUCACUUUCCAAAGGUAUUUGCAGUAAAGCCAUUUCAUUACUGUAUAUGACAAACUUCUCUUCCCACGCACAUCUUCUUGCUGUAUAAAAGCUUCAGUCUUCUUGAAGGUUACGUUAUGUUCCCAUAUCUGGGCAAGCAUCUCUGACAUCCCAUGGGAAAGGUUUCGGUGAUGUUUGACUUGGUUCUCACUCACCUGGCCAUCCACUUCUCACUUUGCAUUUUGAAUCUUGUUUUAGUGGCUGCCUCCAAUUGCACCAUUCAAACCGAUAUUUUCCUUUCUGCGAUGGAAUAAACCUCAUUGCAAUUGAUUUCUAACUGGAAUUCUUUUUUUUUCCAAGAAUUGUAAAACUCUGCACCUCCCUCAGGCUUCCCUUCUAUCUAAAAUCAUGAAUGCCUUUAAAAUCUACCUGAUAACAGGAACCAAGUUUCUCACCAACUGCACCCAACCUCCAGUCACAGGUCAACCUCUCCGGGAAUUAAGUAAUGUCAAUAGGUAUUGGGGUGGAAUAUGCAAUUGGUUUGAGUCAGCUGAAAGGAGUAGGUUUGUGGUUGUUGGAGACCAAUCUCCUGUCUUCAUUUUUCAUUCAGUGUGCAUUUUACAGCUGUGGUGGCCCACGCUUUGUAGCAUGCAAGUGAACUAAGCCAGUCGUGCUAUCUCUCAAGAACUUGUAGUCACUCCACUUUGCAUAACAUUCCAAAUAUGGCAGCUCCUGAGUCACCAUCACUUGCAUCACACAGAAUGGAAACAUGACCAGAAGAGAGCAACAGUGGAACUUGAAGGGGAUUUCUGUUCGACCUGACUGAAACAGUACUGUUGAGCUAUCUGUUUUCCAUGAGGAGACCUGCAGCUAGGUUAACUGCUUCAUCCCAGCACCUGGAUUACGAUUUUUCAUCAUUUAGAGUUGAUGGACCAAUAAACUGGUUGCACGGUCAAUAUUGCUGUUAAUGCAGUGCAGUAAUCCACAUUGCUCGCCCAGACUUCACAUUUAAGUGAUCAAAGUAUUCUCCUUAUUAAAAUUAAUUGGUUAUUGUUUGGGUCAGAAGUAGCAUGAUUGCUUUUGUUUGUAAUGUUAAUUUGCGAUAUUUCUAUAAAGUCUUUGAAAAACACAAUUAACUUGAAUUUUCCCCAGACGGCAGAGCCUGUACAGUAACUGUGGGAAGUUACCAAGUGCUGGUUCAGGACCUUCCUUCACAAAGGCAAGAAACUCCAGCUUUUCUCACCAAACGGAGACAAUCCUAUGUAAUUGGUCUAACAAAUCGUGAUGUCAGACAAUUAUUCAGACAAGGCAUGACAUCUUAGGUAGAUCCAAGGGGAUGAAGAUAAUCAUUUUUUUUAAAUCACAUUUUUUUUCCCCUACAUGACUCAACAGCAAAGAACAUUUCGGUGUACCGAGGCCAAUUGAUAGAGAAGUCUGCAAAAGUUCAAAUGCAGCUCUAAUUGUUAAUUUACCUGGGGCACUAAGACUUGCAGGAAGCUCCCUGGCAACCUUUUCUUUAAAGAUCUGAUCUUACUUUCUGUGCUGUUGAAACUGCUGUUUAUUCAGAGUGACUCAUGUUGAAAUGCAUCUGUGCUAUUUCUUUAUGAAACAGACUGUACAAUCAAUGACACUGUCUACACUUGCUACCUUCUGCCUAACCCACUGAAAUCAUCAUGCAAGGCUGAGUUAACAUUGUGUAUAUAAGGAAAUAUAAGCAGUUUUGAAUGGCCUUCAUAUGAGUGUCUGUUGCAGUAGCUGUAAAUAGUACAGAAGAUGUAUAAUUUUAGUUGAAUGCAUUGACAUCACAGAAAGUGAAGGAAUGUCUUAGCUUUCUACAUAAUAAAUGUUGUUCAUGGUGGUAAAUGAAUAUAUUACUACAUAUUAAUGGUUCUUGGUUCUGAACUUUAGGGAUUAAGUUAUAAUUAAGCUUCAUGAAGUGUACUGAAGAAUAAGGGUUUGCUUAUAUUCAUUAAGACCAUUGUGUAGUUACUCUUUUAAUAAAAGAAAUGUGCAAAGCAA
This is a messenger RNA of Hemiscyllium ocellatum (epaulette shark), 4346 nucleotides long. Its product is annotated as cytoplasmic phosphatidylinositol transfer protein 1-like. Gene Ontology annotation, molecular function: phosphatidylinositol binding; phosphatidylinositol transfer activity. The record is from RefSeq and is a predicted model, not a curated record. The coding region runs from base 804 to 1751 and encodes 315 amino acids. Gene Ontology annotation, biological process: phospholipid transport. Gene Ontology annotation, cellular component: cytoplasm. The transcript is spliced from 10 exons. Lineage: Eukaryota; Metazoa; Chordata; Chondrichthyes; Orectolobiformes; Hemiscylliidae.